AUGAAACCUACCAUCCUCCUCCCUCUCCUUCUCCCGCUCGCAACCACUCACCCCACCCCCCAAGACACCAUCACCACCAGCACUAUAACCCCAGGCCACGCCAUAAUCCUCAACACGUGCGCCUUCCCCAUCUACGCAUGGUCUGUCUCAUCCACAGUCGGUCCGCAAAUCACCAUUCCCGCAGCUGCACCCGUCACCAGCAGCAGCAGCAACAGCACCACCCAACAAUACUCCAACUACACAGAACCGUAUCACCACGACGCGCAAACCGGCGGAGUGAGCAUCAAGCUCACGACUCUCCGGAACGGACUGUAUACCGGUGCGCCGCAAACAAUCUUUGCGUAUAACUUUGUCGAAGGGCAGAAUCAGGUGUGGUUUGAUUUGUCGGAUGUUUAUGGCGACCCGUUCAAGGGGAGGAGGGUUGUGUUCGUAGGUUUUCUUUCGGACUCAAGAGGAUGGAGGAGAGGAGGUGGUAGUAUGUUGAUAUGGGCGAUGUUUGGAUCGGAGGUAGGGAAUGUAGAAAGGCAAGCAGAUGCUGGCUGCGAGAGAUGUUUGGAUGAGGAGUUUGGUAGGCAUUGUGUCACAGUGAAUAGAGAUGUUGUUGAUGUGAUGAAGAUGUAG
Messenger RNA from Aspergillus costaricaensis CBS 115574, 621 nucleotides. RefSeq lists its product as uncharacterized. The transcript has 3 exons. The record is from RefSeq and is a predicted model, not a curated record. Lineage: Eukaryota; Fungi; Ascomycota; Eurotiomycetes; Eurotiales; Aspergillaceae. Bases 1 to 621 code for a protein of 206 amino acids.